Molecule: messenger RNA, 1319 nt
Organism: Gigantopelta aegis
Lineage: Eukaryota; Metazoa; Mollusca; Gastropoda; Neomphalida; Peltospiridae
Product: H/ACA ribonucleoprotein complex subunit 2-like protein
Exons: 4
Coding region: 55-522 (155 amino acids)
Biological process (GO): ribosome biogenesis; snRNA pseudouridine synthesis; rRNA pseudouridine synthesis
Cellular component (GO): nucleolus; box H/ACA snoRNP complex
Molecular function (GO): box H/ACA snoRNA binding
Source: RefSeq, a predicted model, not a curated record
CUGAACAUAAACCUUGUAAAGCGAGAAGCCGUAACACGUGGGGAGAACUGAAAUAUGGGUAAAGUAAAGAAAGAAAAGAGAAAAUCGGAGGGUGGUGAAGAGACCGAAAAAGAGGAAAAAGAAGAAACAUGGGAACAAAAAACGAAGUACAUGUGUGCAAUAGCACAACCAUUGGCGUCCAGAAAAUUGACCAAACGACUGUAUAAAGUCAUUAAAAAAGCAGGGAAACAAAAUAAGUUACGGAAAGGUGUGCGUGAAGUGCAGAAAUAUGUUCGGAAAGGAGAAAAAGGAAUCAUGGUUAUUGCUGGCGAUGUGAGCCCAGUGGACGUGAUUUCUCACAUGCCACUUGUAUGUGAAGAAUCGAACAUUCCAUACUGCUACGUACCUUCUAAAGAUGAUCUAGGCUCUGCGUGUGGCUCCAAACGUCAGACCUGUAUGCUGCUUAUCAAAUCCCACGAGGAUUACCAAGACAUUUACGAUGAAGCAUUUGAAGACCUUAAGUCACUUCCUGCUCCCUACUGAUGACAACAUUAACAGGUGCUGAUGAAAUUUCAUGAAGACCAUCAAUAAACAUUUACAAAUGGGUUGGAAGACAUCACUGAACUGAUUGUGUGCAUAAUGCAAGGCUAUGAAGUGGAGAGUGAUGAUUUAGCAAUGGAUGCUCAGAAGUUAAAUAGGUUAACAACAUUACAAAGUGGAGAACAGUAUAUGGUUCUCGACAGCAUAUUAAAUACAAACUAUCCAGCUCAUGACAUUUAGAUCAUCUUGCGACAGUAAUAAAAGUAAAUACCUGAUAAUAAUUAAAAUGUGGUUGCAGAUCUAUUUUGCAAAAGGUUUUUUGUGCGUGGACACUCUGAUUACCAUCAAGAUUGCUGAGGACUGGAACAACACAUACCUUUUGUUCAGUUACGUUUUAUUCAGAUGCAUCAUUUUCAUCAAUCACUUUCUAUUCAAAUAUGCCAUUUUGAUCACUUACGUUUUAUUCAAUUAUAACAUACUAGUGUGUGUAUGGUGUAAGUAACAAAGUGUUAGGUUGUAUGUGAAGGGAUUUGAUUGCAAUGGGAAUUGUAAACUUGAUAAAUUUGAAGUAACCUGUAGGUUACUAGAUCUGUAUUUUGUGGUUACCAGCCACUGUGCUUGGUUGUAAAUUCGAUGCCUACUUCAGAAAUUUGUAGGUUAAUAGCAUCUAAUGAUAUGGUAGAACGUUAUUACUGACGGCAAACAUUUAUUUUAACAAUGCCUUUCUUAUUUCAUUUACCCAGUUUUGGGCUUGUAUGAUUAUUAUACAAAAUAAAGCCAACUGAUUUUUUUAGAAUCAA